AUGGCCAACCCAAAGGUGUAUUUCGACAUGGCGAUAGGUGGGAAUUCGUGCGGAAGGAUAGUAAUGGAGCUUCGCGCCGAUGUGUGUCCGAAGACCGCGGAGAACUUUCGCGCCCUGUGCACGGGCGAAAAGGGAAUGGGUAAAAGCGGCAAGGCCCUCCACUUUCGAGGAAGCAAGUUCCACCGGGUGAUUCCAAAUUUUAUGUGCCAGGGUGGCGAUUUUACGGUCGGCAACGGCACCGGGGGCGAAUCCAUAUACGGUGCCAAAUUCGCAGACGAGAACUUCACACUCACACACACAGGGCCUGGUACCAAAAUAAACCUGCUUGUUGUUCUUUUUUUUGUACUUUUGAAUAACCGAACGAGUCCUCGCGAGGAGCAACAUGGCCUUACAAGAAGCCGACUUCACUUGGACUUGAUAGAAUCUAUGUAACAAAGUUCAAAAUUGGUGUGAAUUGGGGGGAUGUAAACGAAUUUUUGUCUCAGGUAUUCUGUCGAUGGCAAAUGCGGGCCCGAACACGAAUGGGAGCCAGUUUUUCCUCUGUACAGUCCAGACCUCGUGGCUGGAUGGGAAACACACCGUGUUUGGCUCAGUAAUCGAAGGGAUGGACGUCGUCAAAAAAAUCGAGCUGGUUGGCUCGGAAUCCGGACAAACAUCACAGCCUGUCGUGGUCGCCGACUGUGGUCAAAUCUAAUAUAUUCGAAGCAUGGCGGACUUUCACUUUCGAUGCGCAGCAGCAAAGUUCUUGAACGAAAACGCAAAGCAUAAUUAGGGAACAUCGCAGACAAGAAUGUGGUAGUCGAGUACUUACACGACGCGUGUUAUUCCUAAGCAAGAAGGACACAAAUAAAAGAAAGCGCACUGCAA
Amoebophrya sp. A120 is the source of this 867-nucleotide messenger RNA. Lineage: Eukaryota; Dinophyceae; Syndiniales; Amoebophryaceae. The record is from the annotation of a GenBank genome assembly.